This is a messenger RNA of Cantharellus anzutake, 1778 nucleotides long. Its product is annotated as hexokinase. Gene Ontology annotation, molecular function: mannokinase activity; D-glucose binding; fructokinase activity. The coding region runs from base 1 to 1551 and encodes 516 amino acids. The transcript has 9 exons. NCBI's taxonomy places the organism in Eukaryota, Fungi, Basidiomycota, Agaricomycetes, Cantharellales, Hydnaceae. The record is from RefSeq and is a predicted model, not a curated record. Gene Ontology annotation, cellular component: mitochondrion; cytosol. Gene Ontology annotation, biological process: glycolytic process; glucose 6-phosphate metabolic process; intracellular glucose homeostasis.
AUGAGCACAAAAGGCUCCUUUUCUGAAGGGACGAUCCGUCGAUCAACUCCUUCCUCUCGCAGAGGCUCAGGAAGUAUCACGCUUACCUCUGGUCUAACAGUAGCGGUCCAUACGAGGACGGACGUUGAUGAAAAGUUCCCCCAUGCCACCCCGAAAACGUUGUCCGAUCAUCUUCGUAAAUAUGAAGCAUUGUUCAAACUUAGCUCUCAACGCAUGAGGAUGAUCGUCUCCGCAUUUGAGGAUACCUUGGGGCUUGGUCUUGAGAAAUAUGGUCAGACAGUUCCUAUGAUCCCAACCUACGUAUUUGGCUGGCCAACUGGAGAAGAGACGGGAGAUUAUCUUGCCGUUGAUCUUGGAGGAACCAAUCUUCGUGUCUGUCUCAUCACUCUGCGCGGCGGAGGCAAAUUCGAGAUUACCCAGUCCAAAUAUCGAUUAACCGAUGAACAAAAACAAGUGGAUGGAAAAGUCCUUUUCGAUUUCUGUGCUCGAUGUGUUGCGGAGUUCAUUCAGGCUCAUACAGGCGAUAAGGACGGCUUCGUCAAGCCAGGUCAGGAAAUAGCCUUAGGCUUCACAUUCUCGUAUCCUUGCUCCCAGAAUCGCAUCGACCAUGGAGAACUCAUUCGUUGGACGAAGGGCUUCGGAAAUCCGAAUGUCGAAGGCCGUGAUGCUGCCGAAUUGUUCCGCGACGCUCUCGCAAAGUACAAAUGCCCCGUCAAACUAGUGGCUAUCAUCAACGACACGACUGGAACACUCAUCGCUUCUCAUUACGUUAAUCCACGCACCAGGAUCGGCGUUAUCCUCGGGACGGGUUGUAACGCAGCUUACAUGGAAAAAGUGAAAGACAUACGCAAGAUCAAAGACCUUGGUAUCCUUACGGAAGACCCUGAGGCUGAGAUGGCAAUCAACUGCGAAUGGGGUGCAUUCGAUUCUUUUACUCAUCAACAUUUACCUCGUACGAAAUACGAUAAACAAGUUGAUACCGAAUCGAACAAACCUGGGGAGCAAGCAUUUGAGAAAAUGAUUUCAGGCCGUUACCUUGGAGAGAUCAUGCGGCUUAUCAUAUGUGAAUUGAUCGAUGACGGGGCGUUCUUUUUGGGUCAAAAUACCUACAAGAUCGAAAAGCCUUACAUUUUCGACACUGCCUUUCUAUCCUUGAUGGAAACCGAUCCGACAGAUGAAUUGCUCACAAUCAUCGGGAUUUUCACCUACUUUUUCAAUCUCGAGACUACGAUCGAAGAGCGCCAAUUCUUCAGGUCUCUCGCUCGCGUUAUCGGUACCCGUGCAGCGAGGUUGAGUGCAUGCGGUAUCGCGGCGCUUGUUUCUAAGAUGGGUUAUCUGGAAGAAGGUUGCGCAGUCGCAGCUGAUGGCAGUUUGUAUGGUAAAUACCCUAAGUUUGCGGAAAGACUACAAGAGGGUCUGAAAGAUAUUUUCGGUGACAAAGCAAAGAACAUACAAACGCACCAUGCGGAAGAUGGGAGCGGUGUUGGAAGUGCGAUCAUUGCGGCAAUGACCAAGAAACGUAGGGAUGAAGGAAGGUUCAACAAUGUCUGAGCGCCACCGCAAUGAAAUUGGACCAAGAGUGGCGGUUUUUGCUGCGCGGAGUUACGAACUGCUUGUCUCUAAUCAGAAAACUGUGUUUGUAUUUUUAGUACAUUUCAAAGGCAUCCAUUGAAAAUGGGAAUAGGCACCGGGAGAACAGCGCGUCCCGCGCUGUUCAACGUGUGCCUGCACAAAGCAAUAAAAUCCGGAAGAACACGACCAAGAUGAUCCGCUAAUAU